Dichomitus squalens LYAD-421 SS1 is the source of this 1524-nucleotide messenger RNA. Its product is annotated as branched-chain alpha-keto acid dehydrogenase E1-alpha subunit. Gene Ontology annotation, molecular function: oxidoreductase activity, acting on the aldehyde or oxo group of donors, disulfide as acceptor. Gene Ontology annotation, biological process: branched-chain amino acid catabolic process. The transcript has 11 exons. The record is from RefSeq and is a predicted model, not a curated record. Bases 1 to 1359 code for a protein of 452 amino acids. Lineage: Eukaryota; Fungi; Basidiomycota; Agaricomycetes; Polyporales; Polyporaceae.
AUGUUCCGUCCGGCGCGCAUCCCAAGGCUCUCCCAAGCUCUGGUCUCCAGAGUGUCUCGCGUGUCUCACGCCAGGGGAGUGGCGGGCACAACACCUCAGCUACCUCAACAUGCACUGGGGUCAUUGCCUACAUCGACCUCACCCAUUACCUCUAAGCUCCAUUUCUUCAACUCGGUCAUGAGUGGCGAGAAGAAGAUCCCCACUUACAGGGUCAUUGAUGGCGCGGGUCAGCCCAUUGAAGGCGCCGAGGUUCCUGAGAUUGACAAGGCUCUGGCCCUCAAGAUGUAUGAGCAUAUGGUCCUGCUCCCAAUCAUGGACGAAACGCUGUACAACCUCCAGCGCCAAGGACGUAUCAGCUUCUAUAUUACCUCUUUUGGAGAAGAAGCAGCCGUCAUUGGCUCCGGAGCUGCGCUCGCUCCCGACGAUGAGGUCCUCGCCCAGUACCGUGAAAGCGGUGCGCUGCUGUUCCGCGGCUUUACCCUCGACGACAUCAUGAACCAGUGCUUUGGUACCUACCUCGACUCAAGCGGGAAGGGAAAGCAGAUGCCAGCUCACUACGGAUCGAAGAAGUUGCACUGGCACACCAUUUCCUCCCCAUUAGCCACGCAGAUCCCCCAAGCAGCUGGAGUGGGCUACGCGAUCAAACGCGACCCAAAUCGCCGCGGAAAGAACUGCGCAGUCGUCUACUUCGGAGAAGGUGCCGCGUCCGAGGGCGAUUUCCACGCAGGCCUCGCAUUAGCUUCAACGAUUCCAACCCCCACCUUGUUCAUCGCGCGCAACAACGGGUUCGCCAUCUCCACACCGUCCACGGAGCAGUUCUAUGGCGACGGCAUCGCAUCUCGUGGCCCUGGGUACGGCGUGCACACGAUCCGCGUCGACGGAAACGAUGUGCUCGCGGUGUUCGCUGCCGUCAAGGAGGCGCGGCGGCGGUGCAUCGACGAGGGCCGUGCAGUGCUCGUCGAGACCAUGACGUACCGCGUUGGGCACCACUCGACGUCUGACGACUCGUUCGCGUACCGCCCACGGAAGGAGGUGGAGGACCGCAAGCGUCUUGACAACCCGAUUGUGCGCUUCCGGUUGUUCCUCGAGAGCCGCGGGUGGUGGUCGAAGGAGGAGGAGACGGCGCUCGUGAAGCGGCUCAGGGACGAAGUGAACGCAGCGUACAAGAGGGCGGAUAAGCUGCCCAAGCCCCCUGUCGAAGAGAUGUUUUCCGAGGUAUACGGUGGGGAGAUGCCUUGGAACUUGAAAGAGCAAAGGGAGGAGCUCAAGGGGCUGAUCAAGAAGUACGGGCAGACGUGGGAGCCCUGGAAGUCCGAACUGAAGAAACACAAAGGCGAAGGCAAGGAGUUUUUGGAAUAGCUUACUCAGACAAGGCAGGAGAAUCCAAUUCAGCAGACUAUUCAUGACAUGCAUUGUACAGUAGCAUAACAAGCACCGCGUGUUCUCUCGUGUUCAUCAAGACGUGAACUACUUGAUGCACCGCCCGAAAUACUUUCCAGGACGAUGAGUAGGAUGUGUAUGUCG